UGCGUUUACUUAGUAAUGCCUUAGCUCUUGAUUAAACCGGCCGAACGCUUAAACGGGUGCUGUUGAAUUUGUGCGGUCUGCAUUUAUGGUGUGUGAUUCUCUGUAAGAAAAUCCAAAUAAAAACAAAAAAGAAUAAAAACAAGAAUUUGUGGAGACACUACAGUCGCAUAUGAGUUGAUAAUCUAAUUAUAAACCUGCAACUUUGGUCGAAGGCAAUGAAAAAAUUUGAUAAUAAUGCAGAUAUUAUUAAAUUUAUAAUAAUUUUAGUGGGUUUAACAAAGCUCCGAUAUGUGUUGGGAGAAUGUAAUGAUGAACAAUGGGCCUGUGAUGAUGGCAGCUGUAUUGCCGAAGGCUUAGUGUGUGAUGGAGAACGCAAUUGUAGAGACGGCUCAGAUGAGACUGCAGAGAAUUGCAUUCACUUGGCUAAAGACUGUAAAGACAUUUACUUUCGAUGCAGUUAUGGGGGCUGCAUAACCGGUUCAUAUGAAUGCAAUAACAUCACUGAUUGUGCCGACAAUUCGGAUGAAUACUCCUGCUAUAACCGUCAUCCAGAGCAUCAUAGGGGUCGAUGUGAAGCAGAAGAAAUGCAAUGCCUGCGUUCCAAGGAAUGUAUCGAUCGAGAUAAUAUUUGUGAUGGAAAAAGGGAUUGUUCCGAUGGCAGCGAUGAGACGGUUGAGGUUUGUGCUGGAACUGGUUGUUCCCCUGUAGCUUUCCAAUGUGGCUAUGGGGGAUGUGUGGUGGGCAACGCUCCUUGCAAUGGUAAAAUAGAGUGUGCUGAUGGUUCUGACGAAGCGUGGAGGAUGUGUAAUAGAACAAGGCCAUCAUCUGUAACAUUGUCACAAUUGCCAAAGAUAACACCAAAACCUCCGCAGCAAAAACCCACACCUAAACCACCAUCAAGACCAAUACCCAAGCCCACGCCUGGUCCCAUUACAGCCCCCAUUGACAGCGAGGAAGGACGCAGGUGUCAAAUACCUAGAAAUCUUCAAGGCUAUGUUGUACAAUUACAUCCACAAAAUGAGACAUUGUCUGCUGGAGAUUGGGUUUCGGAUGGCGAUACUCUACACGUUGCUUGCCAUAACAAACAGAAAAGCGAUUCUCUAUUCUGUGAGGAUGGAACAUUUAGUACUGACUUUCCCAAAUGCUCAUUCUGUGAAAAAAGUUUACUCCAUGGCCUCUCAACCAGAUAUUCUGAAAUAUUCAUAAAUGGCGCACCGGUCGAUGCCAAAGAGUUUGGAUGGAAAAUACCUCCGGGUGCUGAAAUCGAUGUUUAUUGUGGUAUUGGCUAUAAGCGAGUUGGAAACAAUCCACCGCGACAGAAAAUUCAAUGCCUGCCUGAUGGCACCUUCAGUGCUGUGCGUGAGCCAUGUAUUCAGGAUUGUGGUAAUCCAAUAGCCGAUCGAAUAGAUUUUACACGGGAUGGAAUACCCACAAAAAACAACAAAGUUCCUUGGCAUGUGGCUAUCUUUGCUAGGCAGGAUAAUGGAACGAUGAAAUACAUUUGUAGUGGUUCCAUAGUCUCGCCAAGUAUAAUACUUUCAGCUGCACAUUGCUUUUGGAAUAAUCUUAAAAAUAGCAAAAUCCCUAAUAGUUAUUUCAAAUUUAUUGCCGGCAAACAAGACAGUGAUUAUAGUUUCUCCCGGGAGGGCUAUGAGCAAAUAAGAGAAGCGUCAUCCAUUGAAGCCUCCUUCUUCUAUUCCAGUACGAGUUCACAAAAAAUUGCCGACAUUGCUGUUGUCCGCUUGAAAACUCCCCUAGAAUACACUCAAAAUGUAUCAGCCAUCUGUAUGCCACCGAGAACCAACAGUGGUGCGGACUAUGUGCCCUCGGGUUAUGCGGGUUUUGUACCUGGCUACAGUCAGGAGCAUAAAUAUCUGGAACAGGUUAAUAGCUCUUCAAUAGAUCUUAAUUCUUGUAAAACGAGGCCUGACCUGUCCAAUCUGGAGGAUGAUAAAUUCUGUCUGACUACAGUCGAUUCGGGUGGCAGGCUAUGUCGUGGAGAUAGUGGAAGUGGAUUUGCAUCAAAAAAACAUAGAUAUGAGAAUUAUCAUCUGCUGGGCGUUAUAAGUUCCUCACCGUCACACGUCAAUGAAUGCACACGAGAUGGUGUGGUGACGGUAACCAGUGUGCUCUACAUGAAGGAUGAUCUGUUUAGAAAAUUUAAUGAGACAUUCUACCAAGAGCAACUUAGUAAUGUUUUAGCUCUUGAUAUAACCGGCCAAACGCUAAAACGGAUGCUGUUGAAUUUGUGCGUUCUGUUAUACGGAUUUGAUUAUCUUAAAAAAAAAUUGCAAAUUCGGCCUAAGGAAAUGAAAAAAAUUUACAAUAAUGCAAUCAUUUUUAAAUUUAUAAUAAUUUUAGUGAGUAUAACAAAAAUCCCAUAUGUACUGGGAGAAUGUAGUGAUGAACAAUGGACCUGCGAUGAUGGCAGCUGUAUUGAGGAAGACUUAAUGUGUGAUGGAGAGCGCAAUUGUAGAGAUGGCUCAGAUGAGACUGCUAUGAAUUGUAUUCACUUGGCCAAAGACUGUAAAGAAAUUUACUUUCUAUGCAGCUAUGGAGCCUGCAUAACCGGUUCACAUGCUUGCAAUAACAUCACUGAUUGUGCCGAUAAAUCCGAUGAAUACGCUUGCCUCAACAAAGAUCUCGAACAUCAUAGGGGCAAAUGUGAAGAGGAACAAAUGCAAUGCCUGCGUUCCAAAGAGUGUAUCGAUCGAGAUGAUAUGUGUGAUGGCAAAAUUGAUUGUUCGGAUGGUAGCGAUGAGACGGUUGAGGUAUGUGCAGGAACUGCAUGUCCUGGAUUAGCUUUCCAAUGUGGUUAUGGGGGUUGUGUUAACGGUAAUGCUCCUUGCAAUGGUGUAUUCGAGUGCGCAGAUGGUUCUGACGAAGCCUGGGCUUUGUGUAACAAGGAAAGGAGAGUAUUAACACAAACGACCACAUUCAAGCCCACAACUAAAACCACACCUGAACCCACAGAUGUUAGUGGCGAAGGCGGAAAAUGUCAAAUACCCUUUAACGUGCAAGGUUACAUAAUAAAAUUACAUCCAAAAAAUACAACAUUGGCUCCUGGAGUUUGGGUCUGGGACUAUGACACAAUUCACAUUAAAUGUCAUUCAAAACUAGAAAGUAUUUCCAUACUCUGUGAUAAUGGAACAUUUAUUCCGGAUUUUCCCAAAUGCCCAUUCUGCGAAAAAAGUCUUCUCAAUGGCAUUUCAACAAGAUAUUCUGAAAUAUAUAUAAAUGACAUACCAUAUGAUGCCAACGAGUUUUCAUUUAAAAUACCUGUGGGUGCUGAAAUCUAUGUUUAUUGUCGCGUCGGCUAUAAGCGAGUUGGAAACAUGCCACCGCGACAAAAAAUACAAUGCCUCUCUGAUGGCACCUUCAGUGACAUACGGCAGCCAUGUAUUCAGGAUUGUGGCAAUCCAAUAGCCGAUCGGAUAGAUUUCACCCGGGAUGGAUUUCCAACUAAAAACAACAAAGUUCCAUGGCAUGUGGCUAUCUUCAGAAGGCAGGAGAAUGGAACACACAUAUACAUAUGCAGUGGUUCCAUAGUUUCGCCAAGCAUAAUUAUUUCAGCUGCCCAUUGCUUUUGGGACAAUCUUAAGAAUGCGAGACGGCCCAUUAGUAUUUUUCGAUUUGUUGCCGCUAAGCAAGAUAGUGAAUACAGUUUCUCCCGGGAGGGCUAUGAGCAGAUGAGGGAGGCUUCAUCCAUUGACAUUUCGUGGUUAUAUUCUAGUACGAGUUCACGAAAAGUGGGAGAUAUUGCAGUUGUCCAAUUAGAAAUACCCCUAGACUACACCCAAAAUAUAUCAGCCAUUUGCAUGGCACAUAGAACCAACAGUGGUUCGGAUUAUGUUCCCUCGGGUCGAAAAGGUUUUGUGCCAGGCUAUGGUCAGGAACAAAAAUAUUUGGAACAAGUUAACAGUUCUUCUAUAAACCAUCAUGAUUGUCGUCAAAGAAGUGAACUGAAGGAACUGGAAGAUGAUAAAUUCUGUCUGACUACAGUCGAUGCAGGUGGCAGGCUAUGCCGUGGAGAUAGUGGAAGUGGAUUUGCAUGGAAGCGUAACGAUGAGCCUUACCAGUUACUGGGCGUUAUAAGUUCCUCGCCGUCACACGUAAAUGACUGCUCUCGCGAUGGUCUGGUGACUGUGACUAGUAUGCUGUACAUGAAGGAUGACCUGUAUAGGAAAUUCAACAGGACAUUUUACGAGGAACAAGCUAAAUUUUAAAUAGUAUUAAUUAUA
Molecule: messenger RNA, 4241 nt
Organism: Stomoxys calcitrans (stable fly)
Lineage: Eukaryota; Metazoa; Arthropoda; Insecta; Diptera; Muscidae
Exons: 13
Coding region: 216-4226 (1336 amino acids)
Biological process (GO): proteolysis
Molecular function (GO): serine-type endopeptidase activity; protein binding
Source: RefSeq, a predicted model, not a curated record